UUGGCGUUAACACAGGUAGACACUCCAGUAUCACCGCUGCUUGACCUGCACAUCCUGCACACUUUCCUUUCUCAAUGGAGUUCCCAGUUGGACUGUGUUUGGCUGCCCUGCUCUUAAUGAGUGGCGUGGCCAAGGCACAAAACGAUCCUUGCCAGGCCUUGCAGUGUACAGACAGCGAGGAGUGCACUACAAUAAGUGGAGCCUUCGGAUGCGGCUGUCAAUCAAGACCCAACUCUGACAGCUUUGAUGCCAUCCAGUCCUGUGCGAGCAGCUCUUCUAACUUAUCUCUGUCCCGCUGUCAGCUCUUUGAGGCCGGCUUGAACAUAACCUCUCUCCACCUCAAUGACCCCAGGUGCACAGGCUCCAUCCAAAACGGCCGAGUGUUUUUCCACUUCGACAACGAGCAAAAUGUCUGCGGGACAACUCUACGGAGCAACGGCACACAUUUCCUCUACGAGAACUCCAUUCAGAAGGGUGCCGGCUCAGAGGGUUUGAUCAGUCGUCAUAGUUGGGUGAACAUUAACUUCUCCUGUGUGUACCCACUCAUCCAGAGCAUCUCCAUGCCCAUGUCCAUGUCCAUCCAGGCCUCACGGGGCGGUGUGGUGUUCAAGGAGCUCCUGAAUCAGGGAUCAUACCAGAUCCGCAUGAUCCCCUAUCCCAAUGCUUCCUACAUCGCUCCCUAUUCUGGAGAUGUCACAGUUGAUGUGAACCAGCAGAUCUUUGUGGCCGUGGAGGUUGAAGGAGUCGACAACCAGCAGAUUUCUACCGUGUUGGACCACUGCUGGGCCACGCCCUCUGAUGAGAUCAACAGCACCAUCCGCUGGGACCUGAUCAUCAACGACUGCCCAAACCCUCGAGAUGGCACUGUGCAGGUCCUGCAGAAUGGCGUUUCCACGUCCGCCCGCUUCUCCUUCAGGAUGUUCACCUUUACGAGCGUCUCUGACAAAGUCUACCUGCACUGUGAGGUGCACCUGUGCCUGAAGAACAAGGGCUCAUGUGUACAGUCGUGCAACCCUGGGGCCAGACGAAGACGCCGUUCUCUCAACUACCUUGAGCCAGCUGCCGUCACCAUGGCUUUCUGAUGAGUUCAGAACAUCAUCUGAUUCCA
Molecule: messenger RNA, 1108 nt
Organism: Colossoma macropomum (tambaqui)
Lineage: Eukaryota; Metazoa; Chordata; Actinopteri; Characiformes; Serrasalmidae
Product: pancreatic secretory granule membrane major glycoprotein GP2-like
Exons: 9
Coding region: 75-1082 (335 amino acids)
Biological process (GO): neutrophil migration
Cellular component (GO): apical plasma membrane; cell surface
Source: RefSeq, a predicted model, not a curated record